UCUUGUUUAGAGUUCUCUCUCUCGAGCCCUUCGGUUCCAGCGGCCACUCAUCCAAUCAAAAUGUGCGUUAGUGAGACGUCGUAUUCAGCCAUGUUGUGGUUUUGAAUGAGGAAGAAGCGGGAGACGUUUAUUCUUUAGCGAGUUUAAAUACCAUUUAAAGUGAAAGCUACGUCACGUUUUUUAAUACGUUAGCGGUUCAAAAUGAUGCUUUCUUCGCAAAAGUGGUAGUUUCGACCACUUUUAAUGCAAACAGUUGCCCAGUUUAGCCUAGCCUGCUGGGUUAGCAUUAGCUAGCCAAGAUAGUUAGCUUAGCGCGCUAGCGCUAAGCUAACUAGCUAACUUUAAGCCAACUAGCGCAGUAGCUUAGUCAAAUUAACCAGAUAACCGAUGACUUUUGCUACGGUUGUCAACGAGCCGAUAUCAACCAGCCACAGCUAAACCAGCAGUCAGUCGAAUGACGCGCACUCGCUUCAUCUGUGUGGUCAGCGGGUCUGAAAGUGACAAUAGCGGCGGCUUCUUUAUCAACAACGCGUCGUUUAUCAAUAAGUCUCAAGACGGUCAUGAUGAAUAAAAUAUACGAGUGGAUGGUCACGAGCUACGCCACUUUCCGAGAAGGAGCGCCACGGGUCAACCACUCACGGGAGGACGCUCGAGCCAAGAGGAAAAGACCAAUUGAUGGUUUGGAAGACUGUGAUGACGCCGGCCACGAAGAUGGCAGGACUGCCAAGAAGUCGCGGAGAGGUGACCUCAUGGACACCGUGAAGGGCGCGGCGGAACGGAUAAAAGACCAUGGCUCCACUGUGGCGACCUGGGUGAAGAAUAACGUGAGUCCUACUUUGAGGAGCAUUCUCCCAGGUCCUCCGCCUGCGGUCCCGCAGCCUCAAGCGUCCACAUCUGCGGCGACUUGGACAGGCAGACAUGUUGCAACGCCCAACUCUGGCCGUUUGGAUGCUGUGUUCGCAGCUCCAUCGACAACACCAUCGGAGUGGAAGUUAAAAUCUGAAUCGUACCGAAUUGAAAAGUUUGUGAUGGGAUCCAAAGUGUGCAGGCGUCAAGUGUGCAUGAAUCUAGCCCAACGAGAAGUUGCCAAAACAAAUGGACACUCGACCACGGUCCGGCGAUGCUCUACCCCCACCACCACCGCUGUACACCCUCCCCCACGGUUAGGGAGACCCCUCAGCCUACACCCGCAUGGAACUUCAAGGUCUUACACCAGCAUGUACGAGAAGACAUUCCCCAUCAGGAUGGUGCAGAGCCCAUCACACGGCCCCUGUGGCCGUCUGCCGGGGCCCCGACGGCGCAGCGCGGCACUGGAGCAGUCUGUGUGUGAGGAGGAGGAGAAGGAGGCCUACAGGCAGCUUCUCAAAAUUGUUUCCGGUGGCCAUUCGUCGUGCCUCAACGUGCGUUCACACCGAGAUUUCACCAGCCUUCUGAGCACCAGCCAACGGCUCCUCCAGGCCUCCACCCCUGCGGGAGCGGAGGGUGUUUCAGACGUCCCCAGCAUGAGCCCGCGGGGCCUCUCCAGCCGGUGCUCCAGCAGCCUCCCCAGCCCUGUGGAGCCCUCCGUCAGGCCCGGCACCCUGCCGUGGUCCCCAGGGCUCAGCUCCACGGGGGCAGCCAGCAUUCAGUCAGUCCCCUCGCCUGGUGCCGUCCUGGACACCUCCUCUCGGGACAGUCUGUCGUCAGCUCACGAUGGGGACUCGGUAAUAAUUGUAAAAGAAGAAAGGAGUAAAAAGCCAAAUCCUCCAAGUGUCCCCUGCUUCAAAGCUGAGUUAUGGAUCAAAGAAUUGACUAGUAUGUAUGACUCUCGCGCUCGAGAGAGGCGGAGACAGAUCGAGGAGCAGGAGGCGUUGGCGGCAAUGCUCCUGCGCCAGCGGCUGUCCGGAGAUGGGCAGUUGGUCCCCAAGGUGGAGGUCCACAUUCGGGUUCCCCUAGAGAAGGAGGUCCCGCUGACGCCCCUCAUAAAAGAGCCAAAGAAGCUGGUUGAGAAACCAGAAUUCCCUGAGCUUGUCGAGGAGAUGGAGGACGAGGUGAGCAGGGUGCUGAAGGGAGGCAGUCCACAUGAAGUCCUAAGUGAAGGUUUUGGCCUCAGCCUCACGCGCAAAGACCUGCAGACACUCGGCAGCCUUAAUUGGCUCAAUGAUGAGGUCAUCAACUUCUACAUGAACCUGCUGGUGCAGCGCAGCAAAAGUCCCGGCAUGCCCACUGUCAACACGUUCAACACAUUCUUCUUCCCCAAGCUGCGCACCAGCGGCUAUUCCGCUGUCCGUCGCUGGACCAAAAAGAUGGACAUCUUUGCCGCCGACAUCCUUCUUGUGCCCGUCCACCUGGGGGUGCACUGGUGCCUCUCGGUGGUGGAUUUUCGCAAGAAAGUGAUCAUGUACUACGACUCCAUGGGGGGGAACAACGAUGAAGCCUGUCAGACGUUGUUACAAUACCUGAAGCUGGAGAGCAAGGACAAGAAGGGCAAAGAACUAGAUACCUCAGGCUGGACUCUGCACAGUAGGAGACGAAAUGAAAUCCCCCAGCAGAUGAACGGGAGCGACUGUGGCAUGUUCACGUGUAAAUAUGCAGAGUAUAUCACCAAAGACAAGGCAAUAACAUUUACACAGAGACACAUGCCCUACUUCAGGAGAAGAAUGAUCUGGGAGCUGCUCAACCGGAAACUCUUGUGAGAGUCAACACGCGCCAGGCUCAGGAUGUCUUAACGUUGUCUGAGACGGCCACACCCUUCAAUACAACACUCUAUUGAGGUUCUCUCUGACAUACUCUUGGACCUCGCCCUGCCAUACAGCCACGUCUACAGCCUGGCCUCUGGGCUGGGUUGGACAUGUUUUGAAGGUGAAAGCACUGCCUCCCGUGACUGGACCAAGUUGCCAUUUGGGAUGCUCCAUCAUUGACAAUGCAGGUCAAGUGAUGAAUUUAUUUUUGUAUUUGCCAUCAAGAACUGUAGGAAUGGGGAUUCCCUAUUUUGAUAAGUCACACUCGGACUCUAACCUUGCUGAAGUGUAGUGUUUGGGAGCACAAAUUGAUGCAGACACCCAUGGAUUUCAUCUUGUUUUAGUAUGCAAUUCAAAGAACACCAGACUGGAUCCAUACUUCAGAUGUCCUUUAACGGGGCCAUCGUUUCAAUUCAUUUCCUUGCCUACCGGAGAGGUUCAAAUGUUGAAUUGUAAAAGUUCAAAAACCUUGUCCUUACAUUGAUUGGAUUAGGGUUUAUGUGGUCUGAAGAGGCAACAUUGGAAACAAGGGAGAGCAUAAAAUGUUUUUAUGUUCGGUGUCAUAAUCUUUUCAAUGUGCCACUUUCAUGGAGUAUGUUUUGAAAUGCGAAGUGUUAA
Messenger RNA from Gadus chalcogrammus (walleye pollock), 3338 nucleotides. It is a transcript of the gene senp1, whose product is annotated as SUMO specific peptidase 1. Gene Ontology annotation, cellular component: nucleus. The coding region runs from base 561 to 2675 and encodes 704 amino acids. Gene Ontology annotation, biological process: protein desumoylation. The record is from RefSeq and is a predicted model, not a curated record. Gene Ontology annotation, molecular function: deSUMOylase activity. NCBI's taxonomy places the organism in Eukaryota, Metazoa, Chordata, Actinopteri, Gadiformes, Gadidae. The transcript has 18 exons.